This is a messenger RNA of Eruca vesicaria subsp. sativa (arugula), 870 nucleotides long. The record is from the annotation of a GenBank genome assembly. Lineage: Eukaryota; Viridiplantae; Streptophyta; Magnoliopsida; Brassicales; Brassicaceae.
AUGGCAAUGAAGAUCAUCAAAAACCAUGUAAGAUCGAUAAGCUUACCUUCAAGAUCUCAUCCCAGCACCGCAGCGAUCGAGGAAUCGCUAGACAAGUAUCUUAUGAUCACUACGAACACGAAGACAGUAACGUCAUCUGAAUCGGUUAACUCCGGUUUAGUGGGGCUAGAGGAUCUUUACGAUUGUACGGAGGAGUGUCUGAAGAUGGGUUCCACGCGAAAUGUGUUGUCAUUUAAUGCUGAGAGGAAGAAGAUGAAGGGAGAGUUUAUGGAGGAAAUGCUUGAUGGGUCGUUGAGGCUAAUGGAUAUAUGCAACGCCUCUAGAGAUCUCAUGGUUGAGACUCAUGAGAAAGUUCUUGGUCUUCAAACUUGUGUUAGGAGAAGGAAAGAUGUCGAUCUCUCGGGCUAUGUCGGGUUUAGGAAGAACAUGAGGAAAGAAGCGAGGAAGCUUCUUGGAUCCUUGAAGAACAUUAAUAUAGGGUUAGUAAUGAGAGAUAAUGAUCUUGAUCAAGAACGUGAUGUUCAUUUCUUUGCCGUGAAUCACGCUAUGAGACGUGUUGUUUCAAUGACGGUUUCGGCGUUGAAGUCGUUCUUGGAGUUCUUGUCGGGUCGACAAAACGGAAACGAUAUAAGGAGCAAGUUGGCUUUGGUCCUAAUGAAGAAGAAGUUUCAUGAUUACGAUAAGAUAGUCAAAAACGAGUUGGAGGAUGUAGAUUCAGCUAUAUCCGGAGAUUCUUGCUCUCAAGAGGAACUUCAUACGAAGCUUGAGGACCUUGAGGUAUGGAUUGGCAGGUUUGAGAAAAGUCUAGAAGGUUUAUUUCGAAGGUUGAUUAGAACACGGACCUCGCUUCUCAACAUCAUUUCUCAAUAG